Molecule: messenger RNA, 1136 nt
Organism: Puccinia graminis f. sp. tritici CRL 75-36-700-3
Lineage: Eukaryota; Fungi; Basidiomycota; Pucciniomycetes; Pucciniales; Pucciniaceae
Exons: 3
Coding region: 149-922 (257 amino acids)
Biological process (GO): protein stabilization
Cellular component (GO): cytoplasm; nucleus; cytosol
Molecular function (GO): protein-folding chaperone binding; adenyl-nucleotide exchange factor activity
Source: RefSeq, a predicted model, not a curated record
UCCUACCAACAACUGCAAAUUCCGCCAAGAGCUUUCGUCACUACAUAUCGCCUCCAUAAUUCGAACAACCAACUCGAGGGCAAGACCCACUGACUACCAGCGAACCAAUCCAUCCUAAUUCAGUAUACACGAAGAACAACAAAAAACUAUGGAAGUAAUAUGGGACUCCGAAAGAUUCUCCGUAGACCUCCCCGUUAGCAGUUUCACCCUGGGGAGCUUCAAGCGUUACCUGGCAUCACGAACGGGAGUCCCAGCGGAACAUAUGAAACUCUUCUGCAAUGCAGGCCUCAUGAAAGAUGACAGUGCACCCCUGAGUGCAUUUCAACCGGAAGUUGAUAGUCCCUUGGAUCCCGGCGCCCAAUCGAACAGUCCUCUCACUCGCAGCAGGCUAUGGAGUGGCAUAUUCUCUGGGACCAAGAAACGACAGAUAUCCCCAAUGCGGAUCAGAAUGGUUGGAGCCAAAGAAACGAGGAGCAUCGUCUCCGACCGUCCUGAUCUCAAACCCACCACAGCCCCAUCGAACCAGAAUCUUAAACCACAAGCCGGAUCGAAUCCGGAAAUCAUGAAUGAAUCUCGAAUAAUCUCCCUGAUAAAUGAGUUGACUCAAAAAGCACUCAGUGAUAAUCUACCCCGAGUCGAGCGAUAUGAGGGCAUGGUUCCGACGGAACGAGGUCCGGAUGAAGUCCCUGUUGAUGGACCCCUGAACCCUCAGAACACACAGCCAGUCCAAGCCCAAUGGGAUCCGACAGAGUUUGCUGGUGUCUCGGAAGUGCUCCUGCAGGCGUUGCUCAAGCUGGAUGGAUUUGAGAUUGAAAGCGAAUGGACGGAAGCCAGGAUGGCCCGUAAAGAGGGAGUUCGGGCUGUUCAAAAGCUCUUGGAUCGACUGGAUCGGGUGAAAGGUGCCACUGGUCCCCAAAGGUAACCGUGAAGAGGAUAUCAAAAGCGGGACGUCUUCGUUCAUCUUCGUAUCAAUAUCUGAAUCGUCAAUUCCAUAGCAUCAAUCAACUUUUCCAGAAAACGCUUCCUCCGAAAAAGAAUCCAAUCGCAGAAACGCAGCCAGCCAAAUCCCGUGUGGAUCGUCCUGCCAUAUCUGCGCAUGAUUUUUCACAAGAAAUACUGAAGCUAUCAGUAAUAAA